AUGACGGCCCUCUCUGUGUUCAAUUAUUUCCCACAGCUACCUGUCGAGCUCAGGCUGCGCGUGUGGGAACUUGCCCUGCCAACUCAGCGGUUCAUCACGCUUCAUCUUGUCGACUUCGCCGUGCAAGAGACUCCCGAGAAAAAGCGGGACACCAACGACGAUGGCGGCGCAGAAACAACUGAAGGUGCCAGCCAGCAGAAAAGGUGGAAGCCAGGGUCCCGAAGGGAUAUACAGGCAACGAGAGACGUCGAAGCUCCCUGCGGGCCCAACUCACAGGCUUCCGAGUACUUCUACACGCUACACUUGCCCAAGCCCAUGGAUUCUUCUGUGCUCUUCCGCGUCAGCAAGGAAGCCGCCGCGGUCGCGGCAGCACGGUACCGGCUGGCCCUGCGCUAUCGUCCGACACAAAGCCACAGCGAAGGCCAGGCUGCCUGCCGUUCUGCAGUGCUCCCUCUCGACCCCAAGACGGACACUGUCUACAUCACACUCUGCGACAUCGGCACUGGCGACCAGUCCACCGCACUGCUGUCCUUCUUGUGGGACUGUCUCGUCUACGACCCUCGUGGCCUUGGCCUGGCACACCUGGCCAUUCCCAUAACAACGGGCCACGAGUACCCAAACGGGCUGCGGAGGCGGCAAUGA
Microdochium trichocladiopsis is the source of this 642-nucleotide messenger RNA. RefSeq lists its product as uncharacterized. NCBI's taxonomy places the organism in Eukaryota, Fungi, Ascomycota, Sordariomycetes, Xylariales, Microdochiaceae. The coding region runs from base 1 to 642 and encodes 213 amino acids. The record is from RefSeq and is a predicted model, not a curated record. The transcript has 2 exons.